AUGGAAGCCAAAACAUGUAAUGGAUCAAUUAAUACCUCACCAAUCUUCUACCUGGUGGGCAUUCCCUCUCUACCAGAGUCCUUCUUCCUCCCUGUCUUCUUCUUUUUCCUCCUAAUCUAUUUGCUCAUCCUGGUGGGUAACACCAUGAUCCUCGUGGUUGUAGUGGUAGAGCCCAGCCUCCACAAGCCCAUAUACUUCUUCCUGAUCAACCUCUCAACCCUGGACAUCUUCUCCACCACAACCACGGUCCCCAAGAUGCUGCCCCUAUUCCUGCUGGAGGAUCGCAUUCUGAGCUUCUCUGCCUGCUUCCUGCAGAUGUACCUUUUCCAUGGCCUCAACUGCUCAGAAGCCUUCAUUCUAGUGGUCAUGGCCUAUGACCGCUAUGUGGCUAUCUGCCGCCCACUGCACUACCCUGUCCACAUGACCCCACAGACCAAUGCUGCAUUGGCAGCCAGUGCCUGGCUCACUGCCCUCCUCCUGCCCAUCCCAGCAAUGGUGCAGACCUCCCAGAUGGCAGUUGGCCCUGUAGCCCAUGUCUUCCAUUGCUUCUGUGACCACCUGGCUGUGGUCCAGGCCUCCUGCUCUGACACCACCCCCCAGACCUUCCUGGGCUUCUGCAUCGCCAUGGUGGUGUCCUUCCUGCCCCUUCUCCUGGUGCUUCUCUCCUAUGCCCGCAUCCUGGCCUCAGUGCUUCGCAUCAACUCCCUAGAGGGACGCACAAAAGUCUUUUCCACCUGUAGCUCCCACCUCCUGGUGGUCAGCACCUACUAUUCAUCCAUUGCUAUAGCCUAUGUGGCCUAUAGGGCUGACCUGCCCCUCGACUUCCACAUUAUGGGCAAUGCGGUGUUUGCCAUUCUCACACCUGUCCUUAACCCCCUCAUCUACACCUUGAGAAACAAGGAUGUCAAAGCAGCCAUCACCAAAAUGGCAUGUCCUCAGGCUCCUCGGUAUUCUGAGACCUUUAGCCUUUAG
This is a messenger RNA of Chrysochloris asiatica (Cape golden mole), 972 nucleotides long. RefSeq names its product olfactory receptor 2AT4-like. Lineage: Eukaryota; Metazoa; Chordata; Mammalia; Afrosoricida; Chrysochloridae. Bases 1 to 972 code for a protein of 323 amino acids. The record is from RefSeq and is a predicted model, not a curated record. The transcript has a single exon. Gene Ontology annotation, cellular component: membrane. Gene Ontology annotation, molecular function: G protein-coupled receptor activity; olfactory receptor activity. Gene Ontology annotation, biological process: G protein-coupled receptor signaling pathway.